Molecule: messenger RNA, 378 nt
Organism: Leishmania mexicana MHOM/GT/2001/U1103
Lineage: Eukaryota; Euglenozoa; Kinetoplastea; Trypanosomatida; Trypanosomatidae
Product: tubulin binding cofactor A-like protein
Exons: 1
Coding region: 1-378 (125 amino acids)
Biological process (GO): tubulin complex assembly; post-chaperonin tubulin folding pathway
Cellular component (GO): cytosol; microtubule cytoskeleton
Molecular function (GO): beta-tubulin binding
Source: RefSeq, a predicted model, not a curated record
AUGUCUGAUUCUACCGAAACCACCAACCGCUUUGCCGGCAAUGUGCGGCAGGCAGAAGCGCCGAAUGAAAAGACGCUGCGAAUCAAAGCGAGUGCUCUGAAGCGCACUAUCAAAGAUUUGGAGUUUGCGAAGCGAGAAGUGGAGCGGGAGCUGCAGCGCCUCGAGACCCUGCGUCAAAGUGACCCCGACCGUGUUCCUCAGCAGACUAAGGUUGUCGACGAGGCCCAAAUGAUGGUGCCCCACUCUGUGAACCGGAUUAUGGCGUCAGUGAAGGAUCUCUCUGACUAUCUGGAGAAGGAGGGCUCUACUGUGUCAAAUGAGGAGCUUUUAGAUUUGGCUCGGGCCACUAUGGCUGACGGCCAAGCGGCAGUCUCGUAA